This is a messenger RNA of Nezara viridula (southern green stink bug), 798 nucleotides long. NCBI's taxonomy places the organism in Eukaryota, Metazoa, Arthropoda, Insecta, Hemiptera, Pentatomidae. The record is from the annotation of a GenBank genome assembly.
AUGCCUGAUUGUAGGAACAAAGAACGGAUCGCUGUGGUUUACAGCGGCUGGAGUAUAUCUAGCGAAGCGGGGUUGGAGACGGCAGAACCUCACAGCUUCCACCAGCGUCACAUCUCGUCCAGUCUCUCUCAUAAGAAAAUGAACAAGUUGGUAUUGAUCUCCUUCUUGGCCGCCUGCUUGGUCGCCCUCGCCCAAGCGGAAGACAACCGCCCAAGGCUGACUGUCGAAGCCUCCCGGAGAGAGCAAGGAGGGGAAAGACACGACACUUACAGGAUAUCCCAGGACGCCUGGAGAUCGAAGGACGGCAGGUUUUCUGCUGGAGGAUAUGUAGAACACAACAGGGACAGGUAUCCAGGAGGCUACAAGACGAGGGAUACUCAUGGAGGACUCGAAGUCCGAGGAACAUUCUAGAUUUAGAUGUAAAAUAUAAAUUAAUUUAUUACAGUAAAAAAAAUAUUAUUUACAAAAAUUAAUUUAUAACGAUGAACUGAAUUUAAAAUUUUCCUCGGACUUCGAGUCCUCCAUGAGUAUCUCGUCUUGUAGCCUCCUGGAUACCUAUCCCUGUUGUGCUCGACGUACCCUCCUGCCGAAAACCUGCCGUCCUUCGAUCUCCAGGCGUCCUGGGAUAUCCGGUAGGUGUCGUGUCGUUCCCCACCCUGCUGGGUCCUGGAAGCUUCGGCUCUAAAUCUGGGGCGGUUGUCUUCGGCUUGGGCGAGGGCCACCAAGCAGGCAGUCAAGAAGGAGAUCAAUACCAACUUGUUCAUUUUCUAUAAAUUAAAUUUUAAAAAAUUAUAUAUA